Messenger RNA from Mangifera indica (mango), 595 nucleotides. RefSeq lists its product as uncharacterized. The record is from RefSeq and is a predicted model, not a curated record. Bases 131 to 439 code for a protein of 102 amino acids. Gene Ontology annotation, cellular component: cytoplasm; nucleus. NCBI's taxonomy places the organism in Eukaryota, Viridiplantae, Streptophyta, Magnoliopsida, Sapindales, Anacardiaceae. The transcript has a single exon.
UGUACACCACAUGCCUGUCUCCUUUGGUCUUCUUUAUAAUCCUUCCUCUUCAUUCUCUCUCUCUACUCUCAAACUUCCUCAAUUUUCUUCUCAAAUCAAUUCCUAAACAAUUGAUACAAAAUCUGUUUCCAUGGCCGAACCCUCCAGAAAUAAAACUGCCACCCAGCCAAGCCGGCUCCAGCGUCGCCGCCCGGCUUCUCUGCAAAUCAGUCCUGCAUCGAGCUGGAACGUGGCGAUUCCGCUCCUAUCACCACUUGCCUCCUCGCCGACAUCGAUUGACGUAGCAGCUGAGAUUAAGUCUCGGACAGAGUCACGGCAAGAGCAACGGAGAGAUGGUGAAAAGCCGGUGUUCAAGAAGUGGCAGCAUCCAGCGGCGCCGUUCUGUUACGAAACGCCUCCGAUAAAGCCGUUCUUUUCUGUACUGCCGGUUGGGCGGUAGAUUAGGAUAGUCAAAAGUAGAUGGUAGACGAAUCUAACGGUGUAGGUGCGUGUUGGUGUUGGGCAACAACAUGCACGUGAUUCAACUAAUUGUAUCUGUAUAUGUAUGUAGUAGUUUUUGCUAUUAUAAUUAACUUCUUCCGUUGAGAACUAAAAA